Messenger RNA from Hibiscus syriacus, 561 nucleotides. RefSeq names its product membrane protein PM19L-like. NCBI's taxonomy places the organism in Eukaryota, Viridiplantae, Streptophyta, Magnoliopsida, Malvales, Malvaceae. The transcript is spliced from 4 exons. The record is from RefSeq and is a predicted model, not a curated record. The coding region runs from base 18 to 530 and encodes 170 amino acids.
ACAAUUGUGUUUGAGCCAUGGCUUCCAAGUCGGCUGCAACAAUGCUGUUGUUCCUCAAUCUGGGGCUUUACAUCAUUGUAACAAUAGUAGCUGCAUGGGCAGUGAAUCAUGCAAUUGAAAGAACUCAUGAAACAGCAUCUGUUUUAUCAAUCCCAGCUCGUAUAUUCCCCAUAUUCUUUCCGAUGGGAAACAUGGCCACCGGUUUCUUCGUCAUUUUCUCCCUCGUCGCCGGUGUCGUGGGCGUCUCCACCUCGGUUACCGGCCUCACCAACGUCUUUCAAUGGGAUGCUCCUAAUUUAAAUGCAGCAGCUGCUUCAUCCCUCCUCACUUGGGCACUCACUUUGCUAGCCAUGGGAUUGGCAUGCAAAGAGAUCAACAUUGGGUGGACAGAUGCCAAUUUGCGGACUUUGGAAGUGCUGACGAUAAUUGUGAGCGGUACGCAGCUGUUUUGCACGGGUGCUAUCCAUGCUGGGGCUGAGGAUGCUACUCUGAACAGAUCACUGCCAUCUGCUUCUGCUGGAACUGUUUGAAUCAACUGUAUAUCCAGAACUGCUCACAACU